Molecule: messenger RNA, 1129 nt
Organism: Phoenix dactylifera (date palm)
Lineage: Eukaryota; Viridiplantae; Streptophyta; Magnoliopsida; Arecales; Arecaceae
Product: transcription factor BHLH148-like
Molecular function (GO): protein dimerization activity
Source: RefSeq, a predicted model, not a curated record
ACCUGGGUACCUGAAAUUUAAACUUAGCGGGGGGAGUGAGAACUGAGAAGAGAGACAUGCUAUGGAAUCCUUUGCCUCCUUCCAAGAGGAGCUCUUCCAUGGGGACAACAUGCUUUACUGGGCCUUUUCGCCGGAGCCGGCCUUCGAUCUCAUCGCCGCCGUCCCCGAGCCAACUCUCGUGGAGCCACCGGUUGUUCUCAGGAGCGCCUUCGAGCUGUACACUAGAACGGAGAAUGAAUACAAGAUGGAGGCCUCGAGCUCGGGAUCCAGAGGUCGUCGGAACAUUCACCGGAGAGUGAUCGAGAUGUUACAAAGGAUUCCCAACGCCAAAGAGGAUUGCAGAGGAGUAGAGACGAGCCGUGGAUUUAGGCAUAUGAUGAGGGAAAGGCAGAGGAGGGAGAAGCUCAGCCAGAGCUAUGCUGACCUGUACUCAAUGCUUUCUACCAGAUCAAAGGGUGAUAAGAACUCUAUUGUGCAAUCGGCUGCUUUGUAUGUGAGGGAGCUGAAGGGAGUGAAGGACCAGCUGCAGAGGCGAAAUGAGGAGCUUAAGUCAAUGAUUUUAGGGACCAAUGGAAAAACAGAGGAGGCGAACGUUAAAUUUCGGGUGGCAAAUCCAUCGUCUGCCAUCGACUCCUUGAUUGGAGCUUUUCAAUGCUUGAAGAGCAUGGAUGUCAAGGCCAGAGCCAUCCGGGCUGAUCUCUCCGGCAAGGAGUUGUCUGCUAUCAUGAGCAUUGAAACAAAGAUAGCAGCUGAUGAGGUGGAGAGAGCCGUAGAAGGCGCCCUAAGGGAAGCAGAGGCGAAGCUUCUUCGCCCCCUGCCUCGAACCCACUGAUCGUCCCAACUCUGUCACGGGGAAAAUGUGCCAUGAUCCCUUUCAACGCCGAUGUCAUCAAACCUCUUCUUGUACGGGAGGAGAUUGGUCACGUGACGAUAUAUUGUUUUUCCUUGAAGGAGCCUUCAACGGCAUUUGCGGCUGGGUUGGUCUACGCCUGUCUAUUCGGAGUCUACGGAGGUUGUCAUUCUUUGUUUUCUUUUUAUUUUUCUUAAACUUUUCACAUUCCAUGGUGUAUAUAAAUUCGGUUUUAUCCGUUUAAGUCCAAGGUAUUUGUGUGACAUGUCUCUAUCGGAA